Molecule: messenger RNA, 4350 nt
Organism: Mytilus trossulus (common blue mussel)
Lineage: Eukaryota; Metazoa; Mollusca; Bivalvia; Mytilida; Mytilidae
Product: histone-lysine N-methyltransferase SETDB1-like
Exons: 33
Coding region: 147-4151 (1334 amino acids)
Biological process (GO): negative regulation of gene expression; heterochromatin organization
Cellular component (GO): nucleus
Molecular function (GO): DNA binding; protein binding; zinc ion binding
Source: RefSeq, a predicted model, not a curated record
AAUGAAUCAGUCAGGCCCGACUCUUUUUAACUUCAAUGGAAAGAGUGCCCUUACAAACAAUGCAAAACAAGAAAAUAUGCACGCCGAUUUGAUUGCUUCAUAGUUUAGUGACUAUGAAUUCUCCUAAUCCAUAAUUUCUUCAUGGUAUGGGAAAAUCGAGAGGCAAAAUGGGAAGAAAGAAAGGAUGGUUUAAGAAGGGACAUCUACCUGGUGUUCAUGAUGUUAAGAAAGAAGAAGACACUGAAACUGAAGAUUCAGCAAAGAAGCUGAAGACUGAUUUGGAUGAAGAAAGUGAUGUCUCUGAUGAUACUGUAUAUAAAUUUGACUUUGAUUUGGAUGAGCUCAUUGGAUCAACUUUAACAGACCUAACAGACCUAGAUAAAGAUGAAGACACAAUAAAAUAUCGUCAGACAUUAAAUAACUUCUCAACUCAGCUUAAAACAGUUGAAUCCAAACAAAAGCAAGUGACCAAAAUUUUAGAUGAAUGUGAUGAAAAGAUUCAACAAUAUAGAGAAGAAUUGGAAGAUCUUGAUAAAGAAGAAGAACAGAAAGAAGCUGCUGCAGAAUUGGCUGCCAAAGAUGCUGCCGAAGCCAACCUAAAGAAUGAGGAAACUGACAGUGACGACGAUGUACAGUUUAUAUCCGAAAGUUUUGAUCAAGAUGUUGCAAAUAAGAAUAAAACAAUCGUAGAACAAAGUACCAACUUGAUCCAGACACUGAAUAACACUUCACCUAGUAAAGGGUCUAGAACCAUUAUCCUCAAAGUACCAGCUAGUCAAGCAAGUGCUUUCAGUGCAAAUGCUAGUCCAGAAGUGGGAAAAUCUAAACUAGAAAAUCUACGGGCAGCUUUAGCAGCUACCAUCAACAAACAAGUACACCAAGUUAUAACAAGCACCGCUUCACCGCAACAAACAGUGCAAAUGGCACCACCAGGGACCACUGUACAAAUAAUUAAGGGUCCUGAGGUGGCCAAUGGCAGACAGGUUAUUUACGGAAGUCUAACACUUACACAGACAGCAUCAGCUUAUUUUCCUGCAGUAGAAGCUUUAGCUCGAGAUUCAAAGGUGUAUGGUAAAAAAAUGAAUGAAGUAUGGUAUCGUGGAUCAAUUGAAAAUAUUCAGAAUAGUCAGCUUCCUGUCAAUGAGAGAAAAUAUAUGAUUAAGUUUGAUGGAAAAGGAAGAAGGGCACUGUCUGCCAGGGAAAUAGCUUUCAGAGAUCAUAUAAACAUAACUGUAGCUGUGGGUACCAGAAUAGUUGCUUUGUAUAGAGACGAAGAGUCAACUGCCUCGUUCUAUGCAGGGAUCAUUGCUGAGACACCAAAUGGCAGGAACCAGUUCAGAUACUUGGUAUUCUUCGAUGAUGGCUACGCUCAAUAUUCUUCUAAACAAGAAAUUCACAAAGUUGUUGAUCAAAGUAUCAACGUAUGGGAAGAUGUGCAUCAAGACUCUCAAGAAUUUAUCAAAGAAUAUCUUAAGCAGUAUCCUGAGCGACCUAUGGUUAGACUGCACAAAGGACAACAAGUUAAAACAGAGUGGAAUGGGAAAUGGUGGACAGCAAAAGUUGUUGAAGUGGAUGCCAGUCUGGUUAAAAUGUUUUUCCUUGCUGACAAAAGAGAAGAACUUAUUUACAGAGGAUCAACCCGAUUGGAACCUCUAUAUUCAGCACUUGCUAAUCAGGAACAAACUAAAAUGACCGGGAAAGUAAAAAGACAUAACUUAGAUAGUUCUAAACAGAAAGCAGUGGUGGAGUACACCAGAGGGCAGUCUAGUGAUAAUACUAACGAGGAAGGUUCAGCUCCUAUAAAAAUUGAAAGAUCACCAAGUCAAGAAGGUACAAAGAAAAGAGCUGUUGCCCGAAAAAGCACUUCAGGUGGAUCUAGGACAAUGUCCUCAUCAGAAGAUAGUUCAGGUCCCUGGCAGGCACCUUGGCUGAAAAAGGAACUGCCACAGCAACAGCCACAUCAACAGCCUCAUCAACAAUCUCUUCAACAGCCGCCGCCACAGAAAAAGAAACCAGAAAUUACCCAAAUAAAACAAGAAAAUAGCUCUGCGGCUAAUUUACAGAAAUCUACAGACUUUAUAGCCAGUAGUAUAAGCAGUAACAAAGCUGGGAAGGAUAUGGCCAGUCUAUUACAAGAAAGAUUGUCCAAAACGGCUGACCCCUCUGAUGAUAUUGAAGAAUGCAUGGGGGAGAGAGUUGAAUCCAAAGUAAAUGUUCCCAUCCAGAACAGACAGAAAGAGCAUAUGGAUCCACACAGCUGCUGUCAUAAGUGUUUGAAAGGUUUAGAAGAUGAUCCGGUGAAAUUCAGGGGAACUAACCCAUUACUCAUACCACUCUUGUGUGGCUGGGAAAGACAUGUAUGUAAAGUAAAGCCAGGUGGAAGACGCAUGGUGGCCUAUAGAGCACCCUGUGGCAGACGGCUACGUAACAUGCAGGAGUUAGAUAAAUAUCUAGGGUUGACAUCCUCUCAGAUGACAAUUGAUCUCUUUUGUUAUGAUCCUGUAUUACAUGUUCACACAGAAUUUGUUCCUGUAAAGACAUUCUGUGACAUCAAAGAUCUGUCAUACGGGAAAGAAAGUGUUCCUAUCCAGUGUGUCAAUGGUAUAGAUAGACAGUAUCCCGACUAUGUAGAAUACUCAAAUGUCCGUAUCCCAGCCAAGGGAGUUAAUCUAAAUCUUAAUCCAGAAUUCAUGGCAUGCUGUGAUUGUACAGACAAUUGUAGAGAUAAAUCUAAAUGUGCCUGUCAGCAACUAACUGUAGAUGCCACAGCAGUCAGUUCAUCUGGGAAACCUAAUCCCAAUGCUGGUAUGGAACACCGACGUCUUAAAGAACCUCUAAUAACUGGGGUGUUUGAGUGCAAUGCAAGCUGUUCAUGUGAUCAACGUUGUAUCAAUAGAGUAGUACAGAAUGGCCUUCAAGUCAGACUUCAAGUAUUCAAAACAGAGAAAAAAGGAUGGGGUCUCCGUUGUUUGGAUGAUUUGGCAAAAGGAAACUUUAUAUGUAUAUAUGCAGGUCAGCUGCUAACAGAACAAGGUGCAAAUGAGGAUGGACAACAGUUUGGUGAUGAAUAUUUAGCGGAAUUAGAUUACAUAGAAGUGGUAGAGAGACAGAAGGAAGGUUAUGAAAGUGAGGCUGACAUGGACGAAGGACUUGGUGACGGGAGCGAUGAAGAGGAAGAUGUUGACGAUACUGACGAUGAAGGGGCCAAUCUAUCUCAUAAUGACACAGACAGCGAUUUUUCUGGUGAUGAUUAUAAGAACAGUGGACAAUCUGGCACAGCUCAAACCACAAGAAGGUCAUCAAGAAACAGAACUGAUGCGACAGGGAAGCAGUUAGGAAAAAUAGUUCUACGAAGAGAUUCUUCUAGGUCAGGUGUAAAAGAUGAAGAAUGGAGUGUAAAAUCAACCCCAGUGAAACAACAGUCUUCGAGUGAAAGUCCAAUAAUGAUUGAUGACGAUGAAGAUGAGUUAGACCAAGAUAAAAAAUCAUCUUCUCAGUCUGCUGAAGUGAAGCAGUCAGCAUCAGCCGAUUCUAUGGGUGACUCUGAUUCCCUGCCAGAUCUAGAUGCAGAACCAGUUGUUCAGGAAACAGAAAAGCAAAGAGAGAAAGAAAAGAAAGUGGGAACCAAAAAUAUUACUCAAGAAAGAUCCAGACGUGCUACUCUUGCCCCAGAUGAACCUAAUUUGGAAGAUGUUUAUCCAGAUGAGGAAGGUGUUAAAAGAUUUGCAAGAAGGAGUACUACAGCAAACAAGACUUCUCGCUUUAAGAACCUCCCUGAUCCGAGGAAGAAAUUAACAAAUGUCAGAAUGGAGGAUGUCACCAAAGAAGAAGAGGAAGAAGAAGAACAAGAAGAUAUGAUAUCAACUCGUUCUUAUUUUCAAGACGGACAAGAAUGUUACAUAAUGGAUGCUAAAUCAAUGGGUAACAUAGGAAGAUACCUUAAUCAUAGCUGCACACCAAAUGUGUUUGUGCAGAAUAUAUUUGUUGACACACAUGAUCUCAGAUUCCCCUGGGUCACAUUUUGGGCUGGACAAUAUAUACGUGCAGGAACAGAAUUGACAUGGGACUAUAACUAUGAAGUUGGCAGUGUGCCUGGAAAAGUUCUAUACUGUUAUUGUGGUUCUUCAGACUGUCGUGGAAGACUGUUAUGAAAUUACUUUUUAGUUACAACAAGGGACCAGUCGUUAGGUGUUAAGCUUUAUUCUUUAAGUUGGUGUAUUUUCUCAAAGUUUACAAGUGAUAACUAAUUCUUGUAAUUUGUUUAUUUUUAUAAAGUAAUAGUGAACUAAAUGAAUUACAGAUUGUUUCUAAAAAAAUAUGAAAGAAUUAAAUUGGGAAGUGAAAAAUGAA